Messenger RNA from Closterium sp. NIES-65, 4566 nucleotides. The record is from the annotation of a GenBank genome assembly. Lineage: Eukaryota; Viridiplantae; Streptophyta; Zygnematophyceae; Desmidiales; Closteriaceae.
AUGCCGCCUUUUACGACCCCGAGGGCCGACGCGCGUCGCCAUCAGCAGCUACAGCAGCGGCAGCGGAGUCGCGCGCCGUGGCUCGCCGGCUGGAAUCGCCAGUGCUUCGCUGCGAUCAAUCUAGACGUCGCCUGGGCGCGCUUCGUCAAGGCAGUCGGCCGGCGGUUAGAGUCCCCAAACCGGCCGGCCAAGUUCGGUUACUAUGCCGGCUGUUACGGCUGCCUAGCCGGCGUGGCGCUAGUCUGCGCGCUUCUCGUCGUCCUCCCGCUCAUUCUCCAGCGCCGCGCGUUUCUCUCCCCUUCCGCCUUGCGCGCCGCGUCAUCCAUCGACCGCGAGGCUCUGGCGCUGGCGGUGGAGCGGCGCGGGCCGUACAUCGACUCCGCUGACAUCAGCGCCGCAUCCGCGUGGCCCUCCGCGCUUGACGACCUGCCGCCUCCCCGCGAUGCUUCCGCGCGCGAGUCAGUCGCGCGCGGCGAGGGGGGUGCGGGUGGCGAGGUGGUGACAGGGGGGAAAGGGGAGGGUGAAACGCGGGAGGAGGAGGGGGGGUUUCUAGGGGGGAAACAGCAGGGGACAGGGGAGCGGAGAAGGGGAGGGGAAGCGGAGGGGGGCGCGGAGGCAGCGUGUGCGACAGGAGGUGCGGGGUGCCCGUACCCCGACAUUGUCGUGCGCGCCAAGGGUCCACUGCAUGCGCGCAUGGAGGCGGUGUGUGCGGGGUACGCCAUCACGCAGCUGCUCGCCAUGAAGCUCUCCCCGCCCGUCGUUGACGCCGUCGGUGUCCCCCACCCCCACGGCCCCCAUGCUGGUUCCGCUGGCGCUACUGGCGCUGCGGGUAUGGAUGCUGCCACUGCUGCUGCUGGCAGCAGUGGGGGCAGCAGCAGCAGCGGGGUGGUGGAGGGGCCAGGGGUGGGAGAGGAGGGGGUGAGGCAGCUACGGCUGGCGGUGCUGUGGCAGCCGGACAGCGGUGUGUGGGACGCGCACUUCCACCACCUCUUCCACCCGCUGCCGCUCUCGCCCUCCCUGCCUGACGACCACGACGCACCGCUCAACGGGUCACACAACGACUCACGCACUGCGGGUGCAGCGACGGUGACGGUGCUGCAUGAGAAGCCGCUGUGGCUGCACUCGCCACACUACGCUGAAGGAAGGCUCGACCUGGACAUCGUGCCAGCUCCAGCACAGUCACCGCCACGUCAGCAGCCACCUCAGCAACCACAGCCGCAGCCGCAGCCACAACCACAGCCAGGCCAUCCGCAGCCGCAGCACAACCCGCACGGGGCACAGCAGGCGCCGUGGCUGGUGGAGCAGCCGCCCAUCCCCUUCCCCACCCAACCUCACUCUACUCGCCGCCGCCUGCUGGGCACUGGGGCCAACAGGGUGGGCACUGGCACCGGCACUGGCAGGGCGCGCUCCUCCCAGCAGCUCAGCAGCGGCCGCCUGGCCUCUGCCCGCCUGCUCUUCUCGCCUCCUGGGUCCUCCCCUUCCGGAGAUGAGCCUGGCACGCAGAUCAGUGGCGGGCAGAGCAGUGCUGGUCAGAGCACUGGAUGGGGGCAGAGCACGUCACGAAGGCGACUGGCAGAAGCGGCAGGAGGCAACACAGGAAGCUCAGGAAGCACAGGUGGUAGCAGUGGUGGCGGUGGCAACACAGUGUCUGUGAGCCUGCAUCUGCUCUCGUCCCUGCGCAGUGCUGCUACAAGCAUGGAGGUGGUGAGUGCAUGGGGUGUAGCAACGGUGGCACCAGGCUCAGAGGAGGCGAUGGAGCUGCAGGCGUCCAUGGUGGAGUGCUAUGGCAUGCUGCAGCCCUCGCCUGCCGUGCACGAGAUAGUGGCACGGGAGAACCUCACUCACGUGCGCCACAGCACCGCCGUCUACAUGGAGCCAGUGCUAUCAGGGUGCACGGGCUGUGAUGUCAAGCAGUUGGUCAACUGCACGGCGCGGCGCCUCAUGUGGCUCUUCCUCGCGCACCCCGCCACCGCCACCACGCUCGCCGCCUUCUGGCCCUCGCAGGCCCUCGCCGUCGCCCACACCUUCCACCCCGCGCGCCAGCCGCACCUCCUCCGCACCACUCUGCACCGCUCUGAACAGUGCCGGCCGAACCCCCAGCGUGGGGAGAUGGCACCACCGCCCAUCGUGCCGCACCCAUGGACGCCCAAGCAGAUCGCGGAGAAGCGGCACCGCGCUGACAUGGCCAAGAACGUGAGCCGCGCCGACGCUGCUGCUGCUGACGUGGCGAUGAGUGUGGCGAGCAGGAAGGAGCGCAAGGAGUGGCUGGAUAAGGCGGUGCAGGAGCAGCUGCAGGCGGAGAAGCGGAGCGCGCGAGGCACGGGCGAGGGCGGAGGGGAGGAGGGGAGCGGGGCAGGAGCAGGAGAGGAAGGAGCGGGGGGAGGGGAGGGAGGGAGUGCGAGCUUGAUUGCAGGUAUGGACGGGCCAGAUGGAGGGGGAGAGGCAGGCGGGAUGGACGCGAAGGGCGAUGCACGGAGGGAGCGAGUGCUGGAGUUCUUGCAGAAGAUGUACGGGCCGGGCAUGGGGGCAAGGCAGAUGGGGAAGACGGAGGGCGAGCAGCGGCGGCAGAUCAGGGCAAUGCUGAAGGAGCUCAUGGGGCGGGACUGGAAGACGGUGCUGGAGGGGGAGGAGGAGGGCGAGAAGGAGGGCGAUGGGGAUGGGGAGGGGGCGGGGGAGGGGGAGGGCAAGCCAAAUGUUUUCAGUAUGGUGCGAUUGCGGCGGUUGCUGCAGUCUAAGGCGGGGGAGGAUGGUGAAGAGCUGGGGGAGGUGAAUGAGUCACAGCAGGAGGAAGGGAGAAAGAAGGUGAAGCAGCGUGAGCAGCAGCAAGGCGAGACACGGGAGCAGCAGCAAGGCGAGACACGGGAGCAGCUGAGGCAACACAUGGAGCUGGCGGAGAGAGAAAUGGCUGAGAGGGAAUCGAGGGAGAGGGAGUUAGUGCAGAGGGAGUGGGAGGGGCUGGACGCGAAGCAGCGGUCCAUCCGGUGCUCCCAGCUGGAGGCGGCGGAGCUGUUCGCGCUCUCCCACGCGCCGCGCCUCAUCCACCUCCAACACUCCCCCCAGGCCGACUUCCUGCACGCGCAGGCCAUGGCCAGACGCGCCCAGGAGGCUUCACGGGCUGCGAGUGGGGCUGCGGGGAGGGGGGAGCGGGGCGGCGGGGGGUGGGUGGGGGCGAUGGCGGAGGGCGUGGAGCGCGGCGAGGAGGUGGCGCUGGUGCGCGAGGAGGCUGUUUGCCAGGCACCGUCAAGCAAGCCCAUCACGAAGCACCGCAUCGGGCACCAGCUGAUCGCGAGCGGACAUCCUCUCCCUCCCGCCUCCCUGCACGUGUCAGCAUCACCUUUCCUGCACGUGUCAGCAUCACCUUUCCUGCACGUGUCAGCAUCACCUUUCCUGCACGUGUCAGCAUCACCUUUCCUGCACGUGUCAGCAUCACCUUUCCUGCACGUGUCAGCAUCACCUUUCCUGCACGUGUCAGCAUCACCUUUCCUGCACGUGUCAGCAUCACCUUUCCUGCACGUGUCAGCAUCACCUUUCCUGCACGUGUCAGCAUCACCUUUCCUGCACGUGUCAGCAUCACCUUUCCUGCACGUGUCAGCAUCACCUUUCCUGCACGUGUCAGCAUCACCUUUCCUGCACGUGUCAGCAUCACCUUUCCUGCACGUGUCAGCAUCACCUUUCCUGCACGUGUCAGCAUCACCUUUCCUGCACGUGUCAGCAUCACCUUUCCUGCACGUGUCAGCAUCACCUUUCCUGCACGUGUCAGCAUCACCUUUCCUGCACGUGUCAGCAUCACCUUUCCUGCACGGCAUAGGGUUGCUGUACUGCUGGGUGCCCAAGGUGGCGUGCACGAGCUGGAAGGUGUGGAUCCGCCAGCAGCACCACGACAGCCACAGCAACGACCUGCUGUCAACGCACCGCCCCUUCGCCUCCAACAUCACGGAGCUCUGGUACGCGCUGUCGGAGCCGGCAGCCAUCCGCGCCGUGACGCGCCCCGACCUGCUGCGCUUUGUGUUCGUGCGGCAGCCCUUCGAGCGCAUUGUGUCCGCCUACCUCAACAAGCACGUGGCGGGCGGCGGGCCCGACGGAUGGGGGCGCAAGUUCUGGAAUCUGAACUUUUUCGGGCAUCUGGCGUACUUCAGGCAGAUGAACAACCGCACGGGCGGCAACUUCACGUUCCCGGAGUUCGUGCGCCUGGUGGAGUACGGCAUGCGCUUCGACAGGCGCAAGAACAUGGACAACCACCUCGCCCCGCAGUCGCUGCUGUGCGGGCUGGACCGAAUAAGGUACGACCUGGUGGGGCGGUUUGAGCGCAUGGAGGAAGACGUCAAGGCCGUCAUGACGCGCCUGGGCCGCCAGCCGGGCGAUGCGUUUGACUUUGGCAAGAAGAUCCACCCCACCAAGUCCAGAGACCAGCUGCUGCAGCUCUAUAGUGACGCUGCGACAUACUUGAAGGUGAAGAGCACAUACCAGGCGGACAUGGAGGAGCCGUUCAACGCCAUCCACUUCGACCCGCCGCCUGAGCUGCGCGAAAAGUUUGAACCAAAGCCAAGUCAAUACAGGGCCGUAUGA